Lathyrus sativus (Indian pea) is the source of this 1068-nucleotide messenger RNA. The record is from the annotation of a GenBank genome assembly. NCBI's taxonomy places the organism in Eukaryota, Viridiplantae, Streptophyta, Magnoliopsida, Fabales, Fabaceae.
AUGGCAUCAAGGUAUUGUUACAAGGAUGUGCUUCCAUUCACUGCAAUGGUUGCAAUGGAGUUCUCAAACGUUGGUGUUAGUGUUCUAUUCAAAGCAGCUACUCAAAAGGGAUUGAGUUUCUACGUUUUCAUUGCUUAUUCAUAUGUUGUCUCCACUCUUGUUCUUCUUUUGCCUCUCCCCUUCUUCUUCAAAUGGUCAAGAGGGCUCCCCCCUUUGAACGUCUCUCUAAUCUUCAGAAUCUUUCUCCUCGGAGUUUUGGGAGUUGUGGCUCAGCUAUUUGGAUAUAAAGGACUUGAAUACACAACACCUACUCUUGCUUCUGCUCUUGCCAACCUUAUACCUGCUUUUACAUUCAUCCUAGCUAUCUUUUUCAGGAUGGAGAACAUAAUUUUAAGAAGCAAAAGUAGUCAAGCCAAAAUAUUGGGUUCUAUCGUAUCGAUAUCAGGCGCACUCAUAGUUGUACUUUAUAAAGGUCCAAUGAUUAUAUCUUCACCAUCGACAAAACCACUACAUUCUAUUGAUUCUCAGAUAAAUUUAACAACGCAAUCGAAUUGGAUUCUCGGUGGAUCUCUACUUGUUAUAGAGUUUCUCAUUGUUCCUGUCUGGUACAUUGUUCAGACAAAUGUCAUAAAACAAUAUCCAUCAGAGAUUAUUGUGGUCUUUUUGUAUAACCUAUGUGGAGCACUAGUGUCUGUUCCACUAUGCUUACUACUAGAACCAAACUUGAGUGCCUGGAAAAUAAAUCCCGAUAUCGAGUUGAUCUCCAUUAUAUACUCGGGAAUUUUUUGCACUGGAUUAAGUAGUCUUGUUCAUACUUGGGGACUCCAUGUUAAAGGCCCUUUAUAUGUAUCAAUGUUUAAGCCAUUGUCAAUAGCUAUUGCUGCAUGUAUGAGUGCUAUAUUCCUUGGUGAUGCACUGUAUUUUGGAACGGUUGUUGGAGCUGUAGUAAUAUCGAUUGGAUUCUAUGCUGUUUUAUGGGGAAAAUCUAAAGAAGAAUUGAAUGAUGAUUUUGACACAAAUAGAGUUCCACUUUCAUACGAUGCCAAGACUCCUUUGUUGAAAGGCUAA